AUAGUAAUCCGCAGUGAAUGGAUUUGGUAAACAAUAUGGCGGCUCGUUUCGGUGUUCCGAGGGACUUUCUCACUCCAAUUGUUUGAUUGCACUGUUAGUCCAGACAGAGUCUGCAACCAUGAAUAGACGAGGGGGGGCCAAAGGUGGCCCGUCAAACUUGCCUGUGCCUACCAUCUCUCGGGCUAGUCCCGCCAACAGUAUCACAUCCUCCCAGGGAGGGAGAGGGCGUGGCAACUUGACCCACUCUGCUGAAGACAUACCUCGACAGUAUGGCGUCAGUCAGAGUCCGUCAUCGACUGGGAGGCGGGCCGUGUCUCCGGCAGUUCGAAGAGCCCAUUCUCCGGGCGACUCGAGGCGCACCUCGUUUCUGUCACCUGCGAGGACCUCAACACAAAACAUGGCCUCCCAGCCCGGAGUCCGAUACAUCACGGAGGAUCUCAUCAGGAAAGUGGCCAAAGAGGAUAACUUGGAUAUGAUUACCUCUCUAAACCUUACACUUUCCAAGGAAGGAGGGAAGAAGAUAAAG
Molecule: messenger RNA, 526 nt
Organism: Aplysia californica (California sea hare)
Lineage: Eukaryota; Metazoa; Mollusca; Gastropoda; Aplysiida; Aplysiidae
Product: centriolin
Molecular function (GO): protein binding
Source: RefSeq, a predicted model, not a curated record